Peromyscus eremicus (cactus mouse) is the source of this 4320-nucleotide messenger RNA. Its product is annotated as GTPase IMAP family member 5-like. Bases 105 to 1022 code for a protein of 305 amino acids. Gene Ontology annotation, molecular function: GTP binding. Lineage: Eukaryota; Metazoa; Chordata; Mammalia; Rodentia; Cricetidae. The record is from RefSeq and is a predicted model, not a curated record. The transcript has 2 exons.
GACCAUGUGCAGACCAUUGUCCCGAGUCACCUGAGUCCAAGUGUCUGACCAGUUCCCAUGUGGACCUGACUUUAACUUCUUGCCUGUUUUGGUUCCAGAAGAGAAUGGAAGGCCUUCAGAAGAGUACAUACGGAACUAUAGUUGAAGGAAGCCGGGGAGUCUACCAUGCAGCCGAAUCGUACUGGCUGAGGAUCCUCCUGGUGGGCAAAUCUGGCUGCGGGAAAAGUGCCACAGGGAACAGCAUUCUCCGCCGACAAGCAUUCGAGUCCAGGCUCAGAGCCCAGUCGGUGACCAGGACCAGCCAGGCAGAGAUAGGCACAUGGAAGGGAAAGAGCUUCCUAGUGGUAGACACACCCCCCAUCUUUGAGUCAAAGGCUCAGAACCAAGACAUGGACAAGGACAUUGGAGACUGCUACCUGCUGUGUGCCCCAGGACCCCACGUGCUGCUGCUGGUGACCCAGCUGGGACGCUUCACAGCCCAGGACACCAUGGCUGUGAGGAGGGUGAAGGAGAUCUUUGGGGCAGGAGUCAUGAAGCACAUGAUCAUCCUCUUCACCCACAAGGAAGACCUGACAGAUGAGACCUUGGAUGGGUUUGUGACCCACACUGACAACCGCAGCCUGCACAGCCUGGUCCAGGAGUGUGGGAGGAGGUACUGUGCCUUUAAUAACAGGGCCUCAGGGGAAGAGCAGCAGGGACAGCUGGCAGAGCUCAUGACUGUGGUGAGGAGGCUGGAGAAGGAGUGUGAGGGCUCUUUCUACAGCAAUGACCUCUUCCUUCAUGCCCAUGUGUUCCUUAGUGGUGACAAGAGUGAGGAUCAGGAAGCCUACAAGUGCUACCUGUCGAAGGUGAGGCAGGAGGUGGAGAGGCAGAAGCAGGAGCUGAGGGAGCAGGAGGUGAGCUGGGUAGCUAAGAUGCUUUACAGAGUCAAGACAUGCAUGGGCCCCCACAUUUUCCUUAUUGUGUGUGGUUUGAUUUUGAUCGCCAUUUUAAUUAACUUGUCUAUUACCCAGGGGAACUGAGCCUUUUCAGGUGAUUUCUGCCAUCAGCCCCCUCCCGCAAUGUUCACAAUCUCUGUUCUGGGGCACCUCAGUUUCACUCUCAUUUGACUCCCUUGCAUCAGACAUGCCAAGAGUUUUCUUCUAAAUACCAUUAUGUAAAUAAAGUAUGAAAGAAAAAGAUAUUUCUUGCCCAUGAUCAUAUCUGAGCAAGAGCAGAUGACAACUAAUAUUAAGGUGUCAGCCUACCAGAAGUUCAGCUCUCUGAUGGGAAUGUCUCAUUCCAGCAAGGCUUACGAAAAUACAGACUCCAGAAUGUCUUUUGCUUAUGCUGUGCCUUCAUAUUGUUGCUGCUACAUGCUCUUCUCUAGUAUCUGAUAUGAUGUAUUUAUAUGUGGGGAUUCCCCCAUUGCCUGUAUUGUAGUGUGUCUAUCUCAUGAUUGCAUCUCAAUUUAAUGGGCAUUUAUCUGUGGAUUGUCAGGAAGAUGCUGUAUAAUUUUGACACAGUCAGGGCCUAUUGAGUUCCACUAAAAAAAAACUGUUUUAUAUCACAGCUCAUAUUUAUGAUUUAGAAAAACAUUUGAGUCCAAGAGCCAGUCACAGGUUUCCUGUGCAUCAUAAGCUGAUAUUAGGCUUCAAAAGAGCUCUAGAUGAGACCAGAUGUCUUACUAAUGGUUUUUUAGAUAAACAUUCCCAAUCUUUUAGUUCACAAGGCCACACGACUGUUUGGCUAGGUUGUAAAUAAAAAGCCCAAUUAAUGCUAGCUUACAAAUGACUAAGUCCUUGCACCAUUCCUAACCUCAGUUUGUGAAAAUAUGUUCUGAUUAGUCAAGGCUACAGAAAAUAACUUAACUCUGUAGUCCCUAAUGAGGGCUGUAGGUGUUCUUAGAUAAUUAGAAGUUAUACACAAUCUUUACCUUUGGAAUAUGACCUUUUUAUGACUCUUAUAUUGCCUGAAAUAAUUAUUUGGGAUAUAUAAACUGUAAAAAGACAAGAUAAAAUGGAGCAACAAGAGACAACAACAUGAGUGUACAGCAUGUGAGAAGCCAAUAUGAGAGACUAAGGAAGACUCAACAUGACAGAAAAAAGAAAGUAACCAUCAGAAUGCAUGUGAAUUCAUUCCAUUGCUAAAAACCCCCUCAGAUAAAAGUCCUAAGUUUUGCUAUGCUGUGGCUUUCUCUUUGAGCCCUGUUCUGCAGCCCUGGAGUGGGUCUCAUAGGCUGUAAUAAUUUCUUCCUUUAUGUUGUGAGGGUAAAUGGUGAAUCACAUAGUUACCAUCAUAAAGGCCUGGAGACUUGCAAAAAGGAAGGUAUUUGUGCUGCAUGGCAGUGGGUAUGUCUCACCUAGUGCCUCACUUCCUACAAAUGGAGAAACAUGCAAAGCUAAGAACAGAAUCUUAUUUUAGUCAUAAGUACACCCUGCUCUUACUAUAGCAGUAAAAGUCAGAUCUCCAUCAUCUCUCCACCCCCAAGAAAGAAUAAGGACAGUGUGCAUGAAGUAGGGGAGGCUCUGAAGGUAUAGAAGAGAAUAGAGUCAAGAGGCCUGGACAUGAAUGGAGAACUGAGUGAAGAGGUUACAGGAGUAGGGUGGGUCUCACCCCAGUGAAAGCAAGGUCAGCAGUCAAGAAACACAGGAAGCAGAAAGUCUAAGGUCAGUAAUACAAAGGGCCAGAGGGUGGGUAUCUUGGGCUUGGAAGACUGUAUAGUGGACACCACAGCCACUCAACAGCACAUGCAGGCAAAAGCCACUAUAAUCAAGAGGCCAUGUGUUCAUAAAACUUGAUGAGCACUGAAUUUUGAAUUACAUGUAAUUUUCAUGUGAAGCUAGAAUACUAUUUUCCUGAAUUCUUCAGCCACUAAAAAAGGUAAAAAUGAGUUGCUGUGGGAUAUCUUUCUGUAUGCUGAGAAUAUGUGUUCCUCUCACUGGUUGAUAAAUAAAGCUACUUUGGCCCAUGACAAGGCAGGAUAGAAACAAGUGGGAUAUCCAAGCAGAGUUACAAGAGAAGAAGGGCAGAAUCUAGGAGAUGCCAGCCAGCUGUCCAAGGAGCAACAUGCCAGUAAACUGGUAAUGUCACAGUCAUGUGGCAAUACAUAGAUUAAUAGAAAUGGGUUAAUUUAAAUAUAACAACUAGUUAGUAAUAAGCCUAAGCCAUCAGCCUCACAUUUAUAAUUAAUAUAAAACUCUGAAUGGUUAUUUGGGAACUAGUGGGUGGGGGAGAUUCAUCUGGUUACAUUUGGUGCCCAAUGUGGGGCAAUAAUUUUCACACAAACCCUGAUACAGCUUUUAAAAAAGCUUCCAAAAUGGAGCCAAGAGCAGCUCCCUAGUUCAUGUCUCUUAUUGCAGACCACAGUACAGAACAUGCAGAACAGCAUCCCCUGGCUGCAGCAGGACUCAUCUGAACAUCGUGAACUCCCACAGUAUCUCAUGGGCCAUGUUACAAAGAGGCUUCUCCAAGCCACUACCUAUGGGCUUGAGAACACAGUUGUGGGCUUAAGAACACAGUUACAUGCUACUUAAUACUGUGUCCCAGAGUUGAGGAGGUAAAUGUGACUCUUGUUGGUACCUCCACCAUGUUGAAAAGGUGAGCUGGGUGGAGCCAGCCACCAAAGCUGCUGCUUUGGUCCUACCCAUGCCUGUUGAGCAGUUUAAAAACUGUUCUGGUAAAAAAGGAUUACAGAUCCACAAUAGAAACAAAUUUAGAUUAAAAAACAAAACUCCAAAUGGGUCACAGUAUGUUUAAAAAAAUGUGCAUAGGCUUGGGAGAGUGAAGAGAGAGGGUAUAGAUAGUCAUAAAAAUAUAAUAAAGUCUUUAAAGAGAGAAAUAAAAUAUUAAAAACAAAGAGAUGGGAAAUACACAGGGAGUCUGGAUCCUGUAUGUUAUUGUGUUGAUUUUGAAUUUUUUGAUUGUUGAAGCAAAAGACAGCUGCUAAAAGACAUGGGAUUGUGACUUGGACUGCUAAAUGGAACCAAUCUAGAUACUUCAGAAAUGCCUUAACUUAAAAAAAAGUCAAAAAUAUUUUUGUCAAAUGGAAAUAAAAAAUGCUUUUGAGUUUUGUUCCCACAGGAGAUAAGAGGGUAUGGAUUCCUUCAGGAAUAAUAUAGAUCAGGUUUGAACAAUGGAGACCUCCUGAAUCUUGACAGGUGAUAUCUAUCAACAAACAUUACUUCUGAUCUACCCAGGAAUUGAUCAUUAUCUCGAAAUUUUCUUAGGGACCCCUGGUGAUGCCUUCACCCACAGACAGCAGGAAACAGUAUGGAAAAAAGUAUGCCCACAUUCCCAAGAGUUGGGGGAUGUGGGUGGUCUUUGGUUAUUUGAUGGGUU